AUCAUUGUAGAAUGGGUAUUACGUGAAUAUAUAUGGGGAUAUUUUCCAUUCAUGAGUCAAUCACCGUUCUUGAGGUAGGAACGAAUGGUGAGAUACAAAACUGGAACCUACGUAAGUAGUACGUUUAGAAAUGCCCAAGAUGUAUUGGAAGCGCCGAACGGUGGAAUGUUUACAUAAAUAAGCUUUUGCAUACAACGUGCGAUAUGCUAUGCUGAUAAGCAUUCAUCAGCCAAUCAAAACGAAAAGUUGCAGCCUUGAAACUGAUAGAGAAAAAUAUACAGUAUGUUAAACAGGCUCUUUAAUGAGACAAUUAAUAAAACCGGCUAAAGUCAAGGGUUAUUUUUGCCAUAACUACUUUUGAUCGCGUCAAACCCUACUUUAGCUUGUUCGGCAGUUAUCAGUUUGUAUUAGCGACCGAGGGUUAUGUGACAGGAUCGUCGGCUAACCUUCCUUCAAGUAAACCCAUUUUUCUUCCAUUAAAUAGCAAUUGGAGUUUUAUAAUAUGGCAUUUUUGACAUGCGGUAUAAUUCGGAUCUUCUCAAGAGAGUGUAGAAUUAGUUAUAAACAAAUACAGCUGGCUAAGGUUUCUGUCUCACGGUUUUCUACCGCAGCUGAUGUUAAGGAUCAGCAGCCCGAAAUUACAUUGAAACCUCCAGUCGGAGAUGGAAAAAUUUUCAAAUCAGCAGAGGAAGUCACCUCUGAUAUACAUAAUGGAGCUAAGUUGCUAGUUGGUGGUUUCGGUCUAUGUGGAAUUCCAGAAAAUCUUAUAGCAGCUCUUUUAAAAAGGGGUUCUUCAGAACUUACAGUGGUCUCAAAUAAUGCUGGUGUAGACGAUUUUGGGUUGGGCUUAUUAUUAAAACAAAAUAGAAUCAAAAGAAUUAUUGCCUCCUAUGUGGGAGAGAAUGCAGAAUUUGAAAGACAGUAUCUCUCAGGGCAGCUGGAGGUCGAAUUAACUCCUCAGGGAACUUUAGCGGAAAGAAUCCGAGCUGGUGGAGCUGGUAUCCCAGCAUUUUACACAGCCACAGGUUUUGGGACAAUAGUCCAAGAUGGCAAUGCCGUUAUAAAGUAUGAUUCAAAGGGUGCACCAGAGAUAUCAGGAGAAUCAAAAGAAGAUGGUCAGUUCAAUGGGCGUAAUUAUGUUCUGGAAACCGCGAUAACUGGAGAUUUCGCACUGGUGAAGGCAUGGAAAGCUGAUAAGGCAGGAAAUUUGAUAUUCAGAAAGUCAGCAAGAAACUUCAACCCAGUUAUGUGUAAGGCUGCUCAAGUAACGAUUGCUGAAGUUGAGGAAAUAGUAGAGAUUGGUGAACUAGAUCCAGAUAAUGUACAUGUUCCUGGCAUAUAUGUGAACCGAAUUAUUAAAGGCCCUUCAUAUGAGAAGCGAAUUGAGAAAACCACAAUAAAGAGGCCUGCAAAACCAACAAAAAUAACACCUGCCGGUAAAGCGAGAGAAAGGAUAAUACGUCGUGCAGCACUUGAGUUUAAAAAUGGGAUGUACGCUAAUUUGGGAAUAGGCAUACCCAUGCUUGCCAGUAACUACAUUCCCAAAGGAAUUCAAGUUACUCUGCAAUCAGAAAAUGGAAUUCUUGGACUAGGCCCAUUCCCAAGUGAAAAUGAAGUAGAUCCAGAUUUAAUUAAUGCUGGUAAAGAAACUGUCACAGUUGUACCCGGGGCUUCAUAUUUCGGAAGUGACGAAAGUUUUGCAAUGAUUAGAGGUGGUCAUAUCGACUUGACAAUUCUUGGAGGGAUGCAAGUAUCUCAAAAAGGGGACCUGGCAAAUUGGAUGAUUCCGGGAACUAUGGUGAAAGGAAUGGGCGGAGCAAUGGAUCUCGUAGCGGCAUCUAAUACCAAAGUUGUUGUGACUAUGGAACACAAGGCUCGUGAUGGUCGACCUAAAAUUUUAGCAAAUUGCACACUCCCAGUAACAGGUCAAGGUUGCGUGGACUUAAUCAUCACAGAUCUUGCUGUAUUUGAAGUGAUACAUGAUGAAGGCUUAAGACUUAUCGAGUUGGCUCCCGAUGUGGAGAUCGCAGACGUUAUAAGUUCUACAGGAUGUGAAUUCGAUGUAGCAAAGGAUUUGAAAGUAAUGGGACAAGUGGUGAUUGACGGAGAUGCCUAGAACGCCAUGUGUAAGCUUGUUCCAUUUCUAUAAGUUGCUUCAUGUCGGUUUUUUUUUCUUUUUAAUCAGAUUAAACAUUCACAGUUGAAAAAAUUAUGAAAGCUUAUAUUUUGUACCAAAAAUCGCGGAAUAUGAAUCUAUUGGUAAGCUUAGGAAAGAGUUGAUUUUUUGGCGAAAUGGACUUAUGAAAAGUUUAUUCAAAUAUUAUAAUUGUACCAGUGCAAUAACGUUGUAAAGAUUUUAUCCAAGUGAGCAUUCCACUUGCAAUUAUUUGUUAAUUUGAUUCGAUUGUUGGUGGUACUGAUUUCGUAAUUUUGUAAAAGAAAAAUAUUCGUAAAGAUUUUAUAUGUUGUAUAAAUGCUAUCACAGUACCGGUACGAAAGAUAGAUGCGUGGUUUUUUCAAGUCCGCAAAUUUUAAAUAACACAGUUAUAUGUACAGGCAUCUAUAUUUUUACUUUGGUAAAUAAAUAUCCAGACAUUGUAAAAUAACCAGGAUUACAAAUAAAUAUAAGUGCAGUCAA
Messenger RNA from Athalia rosae (coleseed sawfly), 2638 nucleotides. It is a transcript of the gene SCOT, whose product is annotated as succinyl-CoA:3-ketoacid-coenzyme A transferase, mitochondrial. The transcript is spliced from 7 exons. Gene Ontology annotation, molecular function: succinyl-CoA:3-oxo-acid CoA-transferase activity. NCBI's taxonomy places the organism in Eukaryota, Metazoa, Arthropoda, Insecta, Hymenoptera, Athaliidae. Gene Ontology annotation, cellular component: mitochondrion. The coding region runs from base 503 to 2116 and encodes 537 amino acids. Gene Ontology annotation, biological process: ketone body catabolic process. The record is from RefSeq and is a predicted model, not a curated record.